Molecule: messenger RNA, 552 nt
Organism: Perca flavescens (yellow perch)
Lineage: Eukaryota; Metazoa; Chordata; Actinopteri; Perciformes; Percidae
Product: MAM and LDL-receptor class A domain-containing protein 1-like
Exons: 5
Coding region: 1-552 (183 amino acids)
Cellular component (GO): membrane
Molecular function (GO): protein binding
Source: RefSeq, a predicted model, not a curated record
AUGUGGCUGCUGUUGGCAUUCUCUCUGGUGUUUACUCCUGUGUCUGUCGGAGCUUGUUCUACUCAGGAGUUUAGCUGCUCCCAGGGCCUAUGUGUGCCUGAGGACUGUGUGUGUGACUUCACCGACAACUGUGGAGAUGGCAGCGACGAGGGAGACUGCUCUAGAUAUAAGAGGUGUGACUUUGAGGAGGGAUUCUGUGACCUGAUCCAGAGCUCAGAGACGCUCUCUGGAUGGACCAGAACAGCUGAGGUCCCGGGACUUAAACAAGACCAGACCAGGAACACGUCAGCACAUUUCUUGUCCCUUUUACCUGCCAGUGGAAACAGAACCACUGCAGACCUGAACAGUCCCGUCUUCCUGCCCACUCAGACUUGCCAGAUGAGUUUCUACUAUUAUGUUGGGGCAAAACAUGGAGAUCUUCAGGUCUUGGUUCAGUCUCACGCACUGGGUCAGAGCACAGAGGUGUGGAAACACUCCACACAACCACAGAUAAAAAUGUGGCAGCGGGCAGUGAUUAAGUUUUCCAGCAAUCACAGUUUUCAGAAGUCUUGA